UCGCCGGCUUCUAAAACAUUUGCGCGCAGCAACAUUUACGUUCAUUUUGCGUUGCGUGGCCGAGACCUUUUAUCCAAACGUAAUAUCCGCGUUUUUUACGUCUAAGAAGCGUGCGCCAUCGCUAUAAUAUUUUGCAGAACUUGUGAACAGCAUCAUCGGGCCGUGCAGAAAGCUGCUGUAGCACUUUCAACGGAGGUGUACAGCUGAAACGGGCGACCAUGGAUUCUCUGAUGCAAACAAACCUCUACGAGCUCCUUCAGGUCGCCGUUGGCGCUGACGAGAAGGAGAUCAAGAGCGCAUACCGAAAGAAGGCAUUGACGUGCCACCCGGACAAGAACCCCGACAAUCCCCGAGCAGCCGAACUCUUUCAACAGUUGUCCCGUGCCUUGGAGGUGCUCACCGACCCGGCUGCACGAAAUGCAUACGAUGCGGUGCUCAAAGCUCGCGAGGCGGCCAAGAUCCGCCACCAGGGUAUGGACGCCAAACGGCGCAAACUCAGGGAAGAGUUGGAGGCCCGCGAGGCACCGGGACAAGCAGCGGCGUCGGCUGCAACAGCCCAGCAGCGACUCGAAAAGGAGGUGGAAAGGCUGCGCCGUGAGGGCUCUCGACAGCUGGCUGAAGAGCGGGAACUGCUGCAACGCCAAAUGAAACAACAGAUGCAGCAGAGGGACGAACGGCCUGACGAUCUGACGAGGGUGAAGGUCCGCUGGAAGCAGCAGCCAGGACUUAAGGGCUACACCGAGACAAGCUUGCGGCAACGGCUUUCCCAAUACGGAACCAUCAGCUGCCUUGUCUUCCGCAAUGGAUCGGCUCUCGUGGAGUUCGAGCGUCCAUCCGCAGCUCGCCUGGCGUCCCAGUUGGAACUAGGGAACUCCGAUGAAGGUCCGCUUACUGUCCGCCUGCUGGGCGACUCGAAAGGCGGCGAGAGCACACCACCUCCACCACCGCCGACGCAAACCUCUCACGCCGAUGACGACUAUGAGGAUCUCGUAUUGCGAAAGCUGCAGCAGGCUGCUGCUGCUUCGCAGCCAUCAUAACCAUGGUUAUACUCGUGCUCAUUGACUGGACUGUGCUUCACUUCACCAUCGUGUAUGCCUCGCAAAGCUCGGUGCCUUGCAAGACAUUCAGCUUCAGAGUACCAGUGCCGUGCCGGAUGCUCUGUUAAUGUGUACAUAAUGAAGACUACUCACGAACACACAAUCAACUGGUGGAGUGUGAAUAUAUAGAUCUAACCUCGAUGUAACGAACUUAGUUUUAUGUAAGAUGCAACUUGGUUAUGAUGAAGUUUGAGUGUAUAUAGUUGCAUUUUACAUUAAAGUUAGCUCGUUAUGUCUGAAAAUUCGUUAUAACCGAUAUUUGGUUAAAUCGAGGUUUGAGUGCACCGUAUGUAGCGAUUUUCCAGAUGCAACCAAAGACAUUUGAGGUAGUUUUGGUUGUGAAUAUAUCAUAUCUAAUACUUUUCUGGGAAGUGUCAAAUUAGAAAUGGCCAUAUUUACGCUAUGUAAAAAGUGUUCACAACCUGGUCUUUAUACUUUCGGCAUUCAAAUUUAUAUCAGCGAAUUCCUCGGGACAUUUUAGACAGUGCAAAUGAUCAUUGUACAACCAGCAAUGUCUAGCUCUUCAAGCAAAGCAGGCCUCUGCACAUCGUUUUGCAUAUUAAAGCCAUGCUAUGCCAUCGUGGGUGAAGGUUAUUGUACUUUGUCAAACCAAUUUCAUGUUUAUUUGCAUGUGGUUAACAUUUUGAAACUGUUCAAGAUGUUUUGCUCAUGGCUGCUCUUCAGUUCAAUAUUAGAAAAAUGAGUUAUUUGCACACCUUGUCAACCAUUUAUUGGCGCCCCAUACCCAGUAAUGCGAAAGUGCACUGGUUACUACUUAGAUGUUCCAUUAUUACUAUUCAAAGUAAAAGCACUUGUGGGCUUUUACAAACUUGUUGCACAAAACAGCACUGUAGCAGGGCGUGUCCUUUGCAGGAUUGCCAAGUGCAACCUUAAGUGUUUGGUUUAGGAGUGCUGCUGCAAGUUUACCUGCAUAAAAACUUGGUGGAUGGUUAAUUACCCAAAGGACCUAGCUAUAGCACCUAAUACUAAUCAAGUCGAUCUGACAAAAAAUGGCUAAUUACAUCUGAUAUUUAGUAUUCCAUGAUGCUAACUGUUUUGAAGAAACACGGAACGGUACAAAGACAAGUCUUCUGGUUCCUCACCAUAUUCUACCCCGCCCAGAUGGGCGGCCAUCAAACGUUGGAUUUCAUAGUGCAAGCACGCUAUCCCGUAAUAUCAUGAAACCUACCUUUGAUCACAGCUUAGGCGGUUUUACGGAAAAACAUGCACAUAUACUCCUGCAAUCAAUUUUUUGCUGUGCUUAAUACAGUGAUUGAAGCGACUUUUUGCUUUCUGGAGCUGGAAAAGUAUUGCUUUGGAGCAGCCAUGAGUAUUUUCAGAGCAAUAAAAAUGUUAGUUUGGAGCAGCUAUCGGUGUUUCAGGAGCAAAUACAAAAUUUGUUAUACAC
This is a messenger RNA of Rhipicephalus microplus (southern cattle tick), 2505 nucleotides long. RefSeq names its product dnaJ homolog subfamily C member 17. Lineage: Eukaryota; Metazoa; Arthropoda; Arachnida; Ixodida; Ixodidae. The record is from RefSeq and is a predicted model, not a curated record. Gene Ontology annotation, biological process: spliceosomal complex disassembly. Gene Ontology annotation, cellular component: spliceosomal complex. Gene Ontology annotation, molecular function: RNA binding.